Molecule: messenger RNA, 1758 nt
Organism: Spodoptera littoralis (African cotton leafworm)
Lineage: Eukaryota; Metazoa; Arthropoda; Insecta; Lepidoptera; Noctuidae
Source: the annotation of a GenBank genome assembly
AUGUUUUUAAAAACAUUCCUUGAUUUUAUUUAUUUUUUAUUAAUAAUUAAUUUGAUUCAGUGUCAUGAAACUCCUAUAGUAGAAACAAAUUAUGGACCUAUUUCUGGAAAGGUUUUAAAGACGCUGAUUAAAAAUGUGGAAUAUUUUGGAUUUAUGGGAAUACCAUAUGCAGCGCCACCUGUUGGUGAAUUGCGAUUCAUGGCACCUCAACCCAUCGACCCUUGGGACGAAACGUUGAAAGCAACACGAGAGAAACCUGCCUGCAUACAAUUCAACAAUGACAUCAAAAAAGGACAGGACUUAGGUUGGUACGGAGACGAAGACUGCUUAUACCUCGAUGUAUUCACGCCAGCUAUAGAUGAAGAAUCAAGGCCAGUAAUCGUAUUCAUAUACAACGAACAUUUCCAAAAUUCUUACAACAAAUCCAAGGAUUAUGCUCCAGACUUUUUCAUUGAAGAAGAUGUUAUUGUUGUAACUUUAAGUCAUAGAUUAUCAGCAUUUGGAUUUUUGUCGCUAGAGAAUGAUAUGGUGCCAGGUAACGCUGGUCUAAAAGACAUCGUUGAAGUUUUAGAAUGGGUUAGAGACAAUAUUAACCAGUUUGGUGGAGACCCGCAUAGAGUCACCCUCAUGGGACUGGAAGGAGGCGCAGCUGCUAUUGAUUUACUUAUACACUCAAACGCAAAAUAUCUUUUCCAAGCAGCCAUACUGCAUAGUGGUUCAUCGUGGUCUUCAGCAUAUUUACAAGAAGAGGUUAGAGAUAGAGCGUUCAAACUUGGAGAACUAAUAGAAAGAACUUCGACUGACGAAGUUCAAUUACUAAAGGAGCUCCAAGAUAUACCAGCUAAAGAUUUACUUACAAAAGAUGUGCAUGCAAGUCCUGAUGAUUACUUUAAACAGACACAGAAGAGUGUAGUUGCAUUCAGUCCAAUAGUAGAAAAACAUCGAAAGGGCUUAAUUAAGGAAUACCCGGAAGAUUAUAUGGAAAUCAUUAAAAUGCCAAUCAUGAUUGGUUCUAAUUCCAGAGAAGCACUAGAGCCUAUGAUGCAAUAUCUGAUAGAACCAAGAUACAUUACUUUUCUUAGGAAAGACUUCCCUCUUCUCUUACCAAGAAGGUUGAGAUUCCAAUUUGAUCCAUUGAAAGACGUGUAUGAUGAUGCAACCAAAGACAUAAAAGAUUUUUACUUUAAGAACGGUGAAAUUAAUCUGAAGAGUGUUCCAGACCUACUCACAUAUAUGGGGGAUGCAUCAGUCAAUUACGUAGUAGAUUAUACAGCUAAACUAUAUUCUGAAAGAUCAGAGAAACCAGUGUACUAUUACUAUUUUGAUUACAUCAGUAAUUUGAACGAGAAUAAAAAUAAUUUGAUGAAGUAUUCCAAUGUGCAGGAGGGAACGUGGGGAACGGCUGCUGGGGAUGAAAUGUGUUAUCUGUUCAAGUGCCCCGCUCUAACAGAUGAAUAUUUAAAGCUUGAGAAAAAUGUGCCCGAAGAAAAAGUUAUUCAAAGGAAAAUGAUAAAAAUGUGGACGAAUUUUGCUAAAUACGGGAACCCAACACCAGACCACGAUGAAGAACUAGGAGUUAAAUGGCCUGCAUAUACUACAGAAAAGAAGGAAUACCUACAUAUAGACAAACACAUGAAAAUCAAACAAGAUCUGAAUAAGAAACGAUACGAAUUCUGGGAUCGAUUCAUUGAUAAAUGGGAAGCAAUGGCCGUCAACGGAGUUAUUAGUGAAUCAAUUAACAAAAAAGACGAAUUAUGA